Molecule: messenger RNA, 1456 nt
Organism: Leptidea sinapis
Lineage: Eukaryota; Metazoa; Arthropoda; Insecta; Lepidoptera; Pieridae
Gene: Gas8
Product: dynein regulatory complex subunit 4
Exons: 8
Coding region: 86-1456 (456 amino acids)
Biological process (GO): cell motility
Cellular component (GO): motile cilium; Golgi apparatus; microtubule
Molecular function (GO): microtubule binding; small GTPase binding
Source: RefSeq, a predicted model, not a curated record
CGAUAAUAUUAUGUUUUGACGUCAAAUUUUGUAAUGAAACCGUGAUAUAUUUACAUUUGUUAUAAUUUUACUACACUAAAUCAAAAUGCCACCAAAAGGAGGGAAAAAAGCACCAGCUAUCAUCAUCGAUGGAGUGGAUACGUCUGAGAUGUCAAGAGAAAAACUUGAGCAGUUCGCUCUUAAAGUUAAAGAGGAGCUAGAUAAGGAACGGGAAGAAAGAAACUACUUUCAACUUGAGAGGGAUAAAAUAAGAACUUUCUGGGAGAUAACACGUCAACAAUUAGAAGAAGCAAAGGCUGAAUUGAGAAAUAAAGAAAGAGCUACCGAAGAAGCACAAGAAGAAAAUGAAGCGCUUUUGGAAACAGAGAAGCAAAAAAUCAAACAUCUUAAGUAUGAGCAGCAAGCAGCUGCGGCUGCUUUAAGAGCUGAAAAUCUGGUAGCAUUAAAAUCUGCUAAAGAAGAAUAUACGGAACAAGAGAUAGAACUUUUGCAUGAUAAAAGAGUCAUACGUCAAGAAAUGAGGGAGAAACAAUUAUCAGCACAAGAUGAACUUCGACGCGCUAAGCUCAUUCAUGCUGAGGAAUUAUCGAAAGUCAGAGCUGAGUUUGAAGAGAGGGCUCGUCAAAUUGAAGAUAAAGCUGAUAAGAAGCUGCAUGAGACAAAAGUGGAGUUAACUGUCAAACAUAGAACAGAAAUAGCAGAGGUUGAGGAGAGAAAAAAUAAACAACUAUCGGAGCUGAUUGCACAUCACGAAAGAGCAUUCUCAGAUUUAAAGAACUACUACAACGAUAUAACGCUGAAUAACUUAGGAUUAAUAAGCAGUCUUAAACAACAGAUGGAAGAAAUGCAAAAAGUUAAAGAGAGGGCAGAGAAAAUAGCAAGAGACGCCGUGGCUGAAUCAAAGAGUCUGCGUGAACCUUUGGAAGCUGCUAUCAUUGAUAACAAGGAGUUGAAACGGCAAAUGUCUAACUAUGAUAGAGAUAAGGCUUCAUUAGCUGCCAAAACAAAACAACUCGCAUCAUUGGAAAAGCAAUUUGAAGUUCUCAAGUGGGAGUACGAAGUUAUACAAGUACGCUUCGAUCGAAUCUUAGUUGAGCGAGACGAAUUAAAGGCAAGAUUCUCUAGAGCAGUUCUUGAAGUACAACAGAGAGCGGCGUUGAAGACCGCUUUGUUGGAAGCUAAGCUCAAACAUUUUGAAGGCAGAGACAUGGGUCCUAGUGAAUUACAUGAUAUAAUGAAAAUGAAAGAUACACAAGUUGAUGACCUUCGAUAUGAAGCAGCAAGGUUGAGGAAAGCUCACGAUGACUUAUUGGCGACGUAUGAGGCUAAGUUGGCAAAGCUUGGUGUGCCAGCGGAAGAACUGGGCUUCAAACCAUUGAAAGCUGUUGCCGUAGCUGGACUAUCACCGAUUGUUGGACAAGGACCGGCCGGCUUGGUUACCAGAGAUCAAAUUUAA